CCAUCCGUACAUACAAUCUCACACCUCUACGAAUAUGAAUUUCUGGCACAUUACAAACGCGCAGUGCUUCUGACAUAAAUUCAUUAAAAGAUACUUAGUAGCGGAUAUUUUGAAAAAAAUUGUUCCCAGUAAAUAGUUUUAAUGUUUAGUUUAUAGCUCCUUAAAAACUCUUGAAUUUCUUUCCAAACGUGUUCGGCGACAUGCUGCAGCGCCCCUCGGUUGCGUUUCUGCUUUGGCUUGGAGUUUUUGAUGCACACAUAUUCCGAAAUUUUUAGCAUUUAAAAGUUUAUUAAAUCGUUAUAAUUUUGUACAUGUACGCGAGUGCAGCAGUGCCCCUCAGUCGGUUCUGCCUUCUGCUGUCAAACCUUCAAAGUUUAAGGAAAUAGACCCCUAAUCUUUAUUUAACAUUUAAUUUAAUACGAUUUAUAGAGAUUUAAUUUGUAUAUAAGAACAAACCUAGCAUUAUCUCCUGAACAUCAACAAACCUAUGUUAAUUAACCCCUUAGCUUGAUAAGAGAUCUUCCAUAGAACCAUAGCUAAUUCCAGAUAACUAUACAAACGGGAAAGCUCUAUCAGUGGACAUGUUUUACGCGACCCCUGUGUAGCUUUUUUCAGUUUCAGUUGACAGAAAACACGCGCGGCGAGCAGACCGUCUCACCAGAGCUAUGACUAAAGCCAGAGCAGACGAAUGUGUAAUUACGUUGCCGCUGGGCAAGAUCAAGGGCGUAAAGCGUGAAAGCCUGUACGAUGAUUCGUACUACAGCUACGAGCGGCUGCCCUUUGCCAAGCCACCGAUUGGCGAGCUGCGUUUCAGGGCCCCCGUGCCCGUAGAGCCGUGGACUGGUGUGCUGGACUGCAGCCACUAUGCGGAGAAGCCAGUGCAAAAGAAUUUCAUGACACAGGUGAUCGAGGGCAACGAGGACUGCCUGUAUCUGAAUGUCUAUGCCAAGCCGAGCGAAAAACCUCUGCCGGUCAUGGUCUACAUUUACGGCGGGGCCUUCACCGUGGGCGAGGCCACACGCGAAUUGUAUGCUCCUGAUUAUUUUAUGGCCAAAGAUGUUCUGUUGGUGACUUUCAAUUAUCGUGUGGACUGUUUGGGCUUUCUGUCCCUCACGGAUCCCAGUCUCAAAGUUCCAGGCAAUGCGGGGCUUAAGGAUAUGGUUCUGGCUCUGCGAUGGGUCAAGAAAUAUAUUUCCCACUUUAAUGGGGAUGACGAAAAUAUAACGGUCUUCGGCGAGAGUGCCGGCGGAUGCUCCACACAUUUCAUGAUGUGCACAGAGCAGACUCGAGGACUCUACCACAAAGCCAUAGCGAUGUCGGGGACCGUCCACAAUUACUGGGCGAAUACCCCGAGGUCGGACUUUGCCUAUCGUUUGGCCAAACUCCAUGGCUACACGGGCGAAAAUGUGGAUGCACAGGUGCUCGAGCAUUUGCGAGGGGUGCCGGCAUGGGAGCUAGUUCGCCACAGUUUGUUAACGCCCGAGGAUCGCCGGAAUGGUAUGCUCUUCCCCUUUGGACCCACGAUAGAGUCGUAUGUGGGUGAGGAUUGCGUGGUGCCCAAAUCGCCAGUGGAAAUGGCCCGCGAGGCGUGGACCAACGAUCUGCCUGCAAUGCUGGGUGGCACAUCGUUCGAGGGUCUCUUUAUGUAUCCCGCUGUGGCGGCUAAUCUCAAGGGUUUGGAUACCUUAAGCCAGGAUCCCCUGAAAAUGGUCCCCCAUGAUGUGCGUGUGAUUAGUACGGAGAAGGAGAAUCUGGAGUACAGCGAGAGAAUGCUCAAGAUGACCUUUGGCGAUGCUACACCAAGCUCUGAGCUUUUUAUGAAUAUGCUGGAUUACUAUUCCUAUAAGGUCUUCUGGCAUGGCUUGAAUCGCACUUUGCAGGCCAGAUUCGCCUAUGCCCGUGCCCCAACAUAUUUCUAUCGCUUUGACUUUGAUUCCCCGAACUUUAAUUUCUAUCGUAAGAAAUUCUGCGGCGACAACAUACAGAAAGGCGUUGCCCAUGCCGAUGACCUGAGCUAUUUGUUCCGUAACUCUGAAUCCUGGAAACUGGAGAAAACCUCAGGGGAAUAUCGCACCAUUCAGAGAAUGAUUGGCAUUUGGACGGCAUUUUCUGCCAAUUCCAACCCGAAUUGUGCCGAAAUUAGCGAAGUGGACUGGCAGCCAGCGAAAAAGUCGGAGCCCAAGCGUGUGGUCAACAUAAGUGAGGAUGUUAAGAUUGUGGAUCUGCCGGAGUAUAAGAAACUUCUAGUGUGGGAUAGCAUUUAUAAGCCAGAGAAUUUAAAAUUUUACGAAAUGGCUACGCAAAACGCUGUUGGCAUUGAUCCUCUGGAGGAUCAAGGCACUGGACAGCUGCUGAUGGAACUGAAGAACCUGGUACUGUGGCGCAACUUUCUGCGAACACUGUUUGUUUUUACGAUCAUUCUGAUCCUGUUGGUGGACACAAUAAGCCAUUCGGCAAUCAGUGUGGUAAGCAUGUUGGCCAUCACCGUCAUCCUCGGCGCCAUGGGGUAUCGCUUCUUCGUGGAGGUCCUGGAAUUGUGGAACAGAAGGAACAAGAAGGAGGAAUACUAUUCGUAUCGAUUCCAUGUUUUGAUGACAUGCAACAUACCACAAGAGGAGACAAUGCGUCUGGCCGGAGUGGCUGUCGUGAAGUUGAAUGCAUUCAUUAACAAAAUGAUUGGGCUGCUGCUUGUGGAGGAUCUGCAAGAAUCGUUGAAGAUGUUGGCCGGACUGUGUUUCAUUAAUAUUCUUGGGGAUUACUUGAAUUUCAUGAAUCUGCUGUUGAUGGUUCAUAUUUUGGUAUUUACUUUGCCAAAGUUGUACGAUCUGAAGAAGACAGACUUUGAUAAGUUGCUGAUCAAAAUAGGAGUUAUUAAAAGCCAAAAAGAAGAUGAAAACGAAGACCACUUCCAGGACGCUGAAUCCCCGACUCGUGAAUCCAACAAGCAAAACAUUGAAGAACCUAAAGAGGACACCAUUAAGGAACAAAAUCCAACUGCAAAUUUUGAAAAUAUUCCACAGAAAGAACAAGAUUUGAAGCUCUUUGCGAUGUUUGAGGAGGGGCAUGACCCUGACUGCAGCUGUGCCGAGUGUAACGUCUUGGAUGUGACACUGGUGGCCAACCAAGACAUAGCCCCUAAGAAACAGAAGAAAGAAAAGAAUGUGGACUUCUUGGAUCAUACCUACAGCCCUGACUGUAGCUGCGCCGACUGUGACGUCCUAAAUUUUAUUAUGUGGAAACCUUAUGUGCUAGGUUGUAACCACAAAAAGUAUCUGCAGUUGGUGUGCAGGUCUCUCCGUAUUACUCCCAGACGUAGUUAUGCUGAAACAAAGAUCGUGGACCUGCCCAUGGGCCGUGUGAAGGGUCGCCGACAGUGUGGCAUUUAUGGCGAUCCGUUCUUCAGUUUUGAGGGCAUUCCCUUUGGCAAACCACCGCUGGCUGAUCUCCGUUUUGUGGCCCCAGAGCCCGCAGAUCCAUGGGAGGGUCAGGAGCUAGAUGCCCAACAGGAAAGGGACAUACCCCUGCAGAUGGAGUUACUUGGAGGCAGCACCAUUGGCAGUGAGGAUUGCCUUUACCUGAAUGUCUACACCAAGCACUUUGAUAAAACAAAGCCUCCUCUUCCCGUCAUGGUCUAUAUCUAUGGUGGUGCCUUUCGCACUGGCGGUGCCACGCGGAAGAAGUACGGCCCGGAUUAUUUGAUGUCCAAGGACAUUGUGUACGUGAUCUUCAACUAUCGGCUGUGCGCUCUCGGAUUUCUCAGUUUGCCCAGCAUCGAAUCGAAUGUCCCCGGCAAUGCGGGACUGCACGAUCAACUGCUGGCUCUCAAGUGGAUCAAACAGCAUAUUCAGCACUUCAAUGGCGAUCCGGAGAACAUCACGCUUUUCGGCGAGAGCGCAGGGGCUGUGGGGGUGCAUUUCAUGAUGUGCCUGCCGCAGGCCAAGUGCCUCUUCCAUAAGGCCAUUAUGAUGUCUGGCUCGAUGCUGAAUCCGUGGGCACAGAUCCCGGAUCGAGCCAGUUUGUACUGCCAAUUGGCACUGGCUGCUGGCUAUGUGGGACCACGCAGGGAGAAGGAUUUGCUGCGGUACCUUCGCUGGGUGGAGGCCAAGAAAUUGGUGGAGUACGCUCUUAAUGCCUACACCUUUCACGAUCGAUGCUCUGGCUUUUUCUAUCCGUUUGUGCCGGGUGUGGAAGGGGCCAAGUGUGAGAGGGGUCUGGUCCAGCAGCCAUAUCUGGAGAUGAUGCGGGAUGCCUGGUCCACAGAGGUUCCCCUGCUGCUGGGCGGCACCUCCUUCGAAGGAUUGGUCUUCUAUCCCUUCUGCAAGCUGAGCAAUGGCAUAAUGCUGGAUUACCUCAAACAGGAACCAUCAAUGGUGCUGCCCAAUGAACUGUUUCUCACGAUGUCCGAUGAGGUGCGCAAGGCUAGUGCUAAGCAACUAGUCAAAUAUCACUACGGACCCCAAGGGAUAACCAAACAGAAUGUGAUGCAGACUCUGGAUCUCUUCAGCUACAAACUCUUCUGGCAUGGUAUACAUCGCGUUGUACGCUCUCGAUUGGCCCAUGCCCAGGCCCCCACCUAUCUGUACCGCUUCGACUUUGAUUCCUCGAAUUUUAAUCUAAUGCGAAAUCGUUUAUGCGGCGAUGACAUCAAGCGGGGUGUCUGUCAUGCCGAUGACAUGGGCUAUGUGUUUCACAAGAAGGGCGUACAGAAACUGCCAUUGGACUCUGCUGAAUAUCUCACUAUACAAAGGAUGGUGGGCAUUCUGACAGCCUUUGCGAAGACUGGAGAUCCUAAUUGUGCCGAAACGAAGUCGGAGCCCUGGUCACCCCUCACCGAAAAGAUGCCCUACAGGGCUAUGAAUAUAGGAUACCAGCUGGAGUUUAUAACGCAGUACGAAAAGGAUGGCCUGGAGGUGUGGAAUCGUCUAUAUGAUAAUAAGGCAAAGCUUUAUGGUGCCUAGAAAACCCGAAAAGAAUAAAUGUGUUCCUGAAUG
Molecule: messenger RNA, 4991 nt
Organism: Drosophila miranda
Lineage: Eukaryota; Metazoa; Arthropoda; Insecta; Diptera; Drosophilidae
Exons: 10
Coding region: 666-4958 (1430 amino acids)
Source: RefSeq, a predicted model, not a curated record